Molecule: messenger RNA, 2149 nt
Organism: Papilio machaon (common yellow swallowtail)
Lineage: Eukaryota; Metazoa; Arthropoda; Insecta; Lepidoptera; Papilionidae
Product: zinc finger protein 2 homolog
Exons: 13
Coding region: 35-2149 (704 amino acids)
Biological process (GO): regulation of transcription by RNA polymerase II
Cellular component (GO): nucleus
Molecular function (GO): RNA polymerase II transcription regulatory region sequence-specific DNA binding; DNA-binding transcription factor activity, RNA polymerase II-specific; zinc ion binding
Source: RefSeq, a predicted model, not a curated record
ACCAGUUAAUAAAAAACAAUGUAGUGUGACAAAAAUGGAUAGUAAGGUUAAUAAAGAAUUAGAUGAAAUAAAACAAAAUGAACCCAAGUCAAUAGAUAAUAUGAAUGAGGAUAAAACCAAUGAAAAAAAUAAUUCGUCUAAAAUGAACAUUGAUCACCUAUGCCGAAUAUGUUUAUUAACAAGGGAAUCUUUACUUUCAUCAUUAUCUGAAGCUCACAAAGAUUUACCUGAUAUGUAUUUUGCUGUAACAUCAAUAAAGGUGGAUAUGGAUAGUCAUUAUGCAUUUAAGAUUUGUGAAAUAUGUAAAAAUGAUCUCACAUUUUUUUAUGAUUUUAAAAAGAAAUGCCUGAAGUCUGAUCUUAUUUUCAAGACCUUAAUCGGUGAUAACAAAACAAAUGAAGAUGAUGGCACAAGAAGUGUAACAACUGCUAGAAAAAUUGAAAAUGAUGGGAAGGGAAUGAAAGAAGAUGAAGUAAUUGAGCAUGAAGAUGUGCAAUAUUUGGAUGAUACUCUGGAUUACGAUAUGUAUGAUAACAAUGACCAGGAAAUCAGUGUAACUAUAACAAGGGAAACAGAAAAUGUGGAGGAUAUACCAGAAUCAAGUUCAGAUUCAAGAUGCCAAAAAAUAAGUAAAUCAAGACAAACAUAUAGUUGUACAAUGUGUCCUAAGAGAUUCCUUAAAGCUCAAACACUAAAAGCUCAUGUGAAAAGUGACCAUUGGGUGCUGCGGUCACACUCCUGCGGCAAUUGCAAGAAAAUAUUUUCAUCAGAGCAUGACUUGAAAUUACAUUUGCAGAUACAUGCCAAAAGUGAUGCAUGGACUUGUGCUGAAUGUAACAAACAGUUUAAUUGCAAGAAACAGUUGAAGCGUCACAUCGAACGGCACAUGGAGGUGAAGAGGCACGCGUGCGCGGCGUGCGGCAAGAUGUUCUCCGAACAGUACUCACUGCGCAGGCACGAGCGCGUGCACACUGGCGAAGUACUCCACAAGCCAUUCGCCUGCCAACUCUGCGACAAACGAUUCAGAUACAGCGCAUUGCUAAGCGCGCACAUGGCGCAGCAUGGCGGCGCGCGGCCGUGCACGUGCGUAGCGUGCGGCAAGACUUUCGCCUCGGAGCGUCUGCUCACCUCGCACAGCCUCGUGCACCGCGACCACAAGCCUUACAAGUGCCACUACUGCGAUAAGACUUUUCGUCACGUGUCGACGCGCAAUACGCACCACCGCACUCACACGGGCGAAAGGCCGCACGUCUGCGCGCGUUGUGGCAACACCUUUAUACAGCGCUCCAACCUCGUGCGACACAUGCGCGUCCACACCGGAGAGAAGCCAUACACUUGCAAAGUGUGCGAUCGCAAGUUCGGAUGCGGAUCUUCCUUGAAGAAUCACAUGACCAUCCAUACCGGGGAAAAGCCCUACCAAUGCAAAGUGUGCGACAAGAGGUUUGCGCGCAGCAAUAUGCGAAUGCACAUGGCGAUGCACACUGGCGAGCGGCCGCACGAAUGUGCCGCAUGUGGCAAACGCUUCGUACGGCUCUGGACCCUGCGCGAGCACAGCCGCUUGCAUACAGGCGAAAAACCGUUCGAAUGCGCGAGGUGUAACGAUAAGUUUGUUACCAAAGUUCAACUGAUGAGACAUUUUAAAAUACAUGAAAAAUGUAAGAAACCAGCUAAAAAAGAAGUUAUCAUUAAAAAACCAAAAAUAUCAAAACCCAAAGUAUCACCUGAAAAAAUUAUAUUUUCUGAUGAUAAAACUGAAACUAGCAAAAAUCAAGAAACUUACGAUGGAAAUAAGAAUUUACAAAGUGAUUUUAACACUGAUUCAAAAAUUAUAAUUCCUGACGAAAUGCCAUUGGAAGUGACAGAGGAAGUGAUACUCCAAGACAACGAGGAUAGAACAGAAUUAUUUCAAAACUCACAAACUAGUCAAUAUGUUACUAAUUCAAGUGAUGGAAAUGUCUGUGAAAAUUUAAAAAGUAAUAUACAUUACAUUAAGAUGACUGAAAAUGGACCUAAUAUUUCAUCGGCCAUUUUAGAGGAUGGAGGAAUAAAACUUUACCAGUUAGAGCAAACAGCAAACAGUUUCAUAAUACACAGGUUGGGUAAAGAGUUAACUGUGCGCAAAGUAACCAGUAAGAAGACCGACUUUUAA